AUGACUUUUAGCUGUUUGAAUGUCAUUUUCAAAUCAAAUGCUUUGAAUGUUUUAAAGUCACGUUAUGCUCCAAAAAGUCUCGCUUUCGCCAAACGAAGUUGUUUCACCACCCACGAAAAGGACAAAGCUACAAUUCCCGACCUGAACGUGCUCCGAAAGGAGCUUUCGGGAAAAGUUUUGAAAGUAACUGCAUUAGAGGAGUAUCCUUUUACUUAUUUCGAACUUGAUGAAGACGGAAAACUCCAAGGACGCGGAGCUGCAUUCAAACUUUUUGACAUUCUGGCUGCCAAAUAUAAUUUUACUUAUGAAAUUGUGCAACCUACGAAUAAUUUUUUUGGAAGUAUUAAGCAAAAAAAUGGAACUAUUUUGGAAUUAUUUACUAAAGGAAAAGUUGACAUGGGAAUCGGUUAUAUCCCUCCAAUGCAUGAUUAUAGAGUUCGAGCUCUGUAUUCAACUCAAAUAAAUGUCGCAACUUAUCACAUAAUGAUGGUGAAGCCUCGUGGUAGUAUCAUCAGUAAAGGACUUUUGGCGCCAUUUAGAGGAAUCGUUUGGAUCGUAACUGGCGUAUUUUUUGUCAUCAUGGGACCACUUAUUUAUUAUGUUCUGAAAUUUCAUCAGAAAUUCACGAAAAAAGAGAAGAUUAAGACACUUGAUCAAGUAUUUUGGUUCAUUUAUGGCGCACUUGUGAGACAAGGACAUGGAACGCAUAUUUAUCCAAUUAAUGAUUCAACAAAAAUCCUUUUUGCAACUUGGUGGACUUUUGUGACAAUUCUAACGACUGUCUACACUGCCAAUUUAGUCGCCUUUUUAGCACGUUCCGAAUUUCCCUUCAGCAUCAGCACAAUUGAGGAUUUUGUAGGCACAAAUACAAAACUUUUGGUAAAGAAAGGAGGAUCAGUUGAAUACGCUUUGAUGACAGAUCGUACAUUGGCACCUCUCAGGAAGACAAUUGACGUGAAUGCGCCGUUUUUUGGCGGAAGUCCUAAUGAAACGGAAGCCAUGAUGGAAACUUUAUUGAAGAAAAAUUACGCCAUUAUCGCUAGUUAUACGGGCGCAAAGCAUCUCAUGUACGAUUAUUACAUGUCGAAACGCGUGUCAGCCAAAGAGUUUAAUUCCCGUGAGCAUUGUCCCUUUAUUUUGAGCAAGAAACCAAUUUUUUGGGGCAUUCAGUCGUUCGUUUACAAGUGCAGCAGUCAGUUGAAUUUUUUGUUUGACAAGGACUUAAGAUUUCUACUCGAAUCCGGCGUUGCCAAGUACUUAAAGCAAAGUGACCUGCCCAACAAGAAUGUCUGCGACCUUUCCAAACAAAAAGUUGAGACUCAAUUAAAAGUGCAAGAUCUGGAAAUAUCUUUUAUUAUCGUUUUCAUCGGAUUUUUGGUCUCUCUUGCAGCUCUAAUUGGCGAAUUUUACUACAUGAAACGACAAAUAGCAAAACAAAUUUCUUCUGCAGCCAUUUCCAAAUUAAGUUCAAGAAUGUCCGUCGUUAAUGAAAUUCUUGAGGAAAUUUUACAUCAAAAACGUGAAUUUCAGUCAAUUUAA
This is a messenger RNA of Culicoides brevitarsis, 1539 nucleotides long. RefSeq names its product glutamate receptor ionotropic, delta-1-like. Gene Ontology annotation, molecular function: signaling receptor activity; ligand-gated monoatomic ion channel activity. NCBI's taxonomy places the organism in Eukaryota, Metazoa, Arthropoda, Insecta, Diptera, Ceratopogonidae. Gene Ontology annotation, biological process: monoatomic ion transport. Gene Ontology annotation, cellular component: membrane. The record is from RefSeq and is a predicted model, not a curated record. The coding region runs from base 1 to 1539 and encodes 512 amino acids. The transcript is spliced from 7 exons.